AUGGCAUUCAAAGCUUUCUGUUUGGGGCUGCUUUGUGCUCUCUUUGCCUUUUGUAUAUAUACCCCCAUACCCAGCAACAUUGAAGAAUACUGGAAAGUAACAGCCAUAGAUAUAUCUGCUAAAACUGGCACAUUUAUGGCUAUGUGUCUUGAGACUAUAGGUAUCAUAAAAUAUGAAAAGUUUAUUUCCAUGAUACUGAGGCUGGACUAUACCCAACCAGUUUCCGAUGAGUAUGUCACAGUGAUGGAUACAGAAUUUGUUGGCAUUCCAGUACGUUUGUACUUGCCAAAGAGCAAGUCAGAAACCCCAAGACGAGCUGUAAUCUAUAUUCAUGGUGGUGGUUUUUGUCUUGGAAGUUUCAAAUUUAGAGCUCUUGAUGCCCUGAAUAGAUGGACUGCAAAGAAACUCGAUGCUGUCGUCAUCGGAGUGGACUAUAGAUUAGCUCCUCAAUACAAAUUUCCAGUUCCAUAUGAAGAUUGCUUCACUGUAGUCAAGUAUUUUCUUCAAGAUGAAAUUCUUACAAAAUAUGGAGUAGACCCCACCCGAAUCUGUAUUGCGGGAGACAGUUCUGGGGCUAAUUUGGCAGCAGGAAUCAUUCAACAGGUGCAGAAUGAUCUUGAAUUUAAACAUAAAGUCAAGAUACAAGCUUUAAUUUACCCUUCCUUACAGAUACUUGAUUUAUAUUUGCCAUCUCACCAAGAAAAUGAGCAUGGUAUAAUCCUAACAAAGGACUUAGCCCUAAAAUUGACGAGUUUGUAUUUCACUGAGGAUGAAACAUUUCCCCAGGCAAUGAGAAGAAAUGAACAUAUGCCUCUGGAAUCAAGACAUCUGUUUAAGUUUGUCAAUUGGAGUACUCUCUUACCCGAGAAGUUUCGAAAGGAUUAUGUUUAUACUGAACCAAUUCUUGGAAGAUACAAUUAUUCAUUGCCAGGACUUAUGGAUAUCAGAGUUUCACCCUUGUUAGCCAAUGAUUCCUGGUUACAGAAUUUGCCACGAACCUAUAUUCUUACUUGCCAAUAUGAUCUUGUGAGGGAUGAUGGACUUAUGUAUGUUUCAAGACUUCAAAAUGUUGGAGUUCAAGUAACUCAUGACCAUAUUGAGAAUGGAAUCCAUGCAGCUUUAUCAUUAAUAGCAUCACCACUGUAUUUACAACUAGGUUUGAGGAUGAGAGAUAUGUAUAUUAGUUGGCUGGAUAAGAAUUUGUGAAUAUAGUAUGUAUAAAAUAUAGAUGACCAUCAGGAAAUGGAUUGUAAUUUGUGAUAUUUUAUAGUUGUAGUACAAAGAACAAUGUCAUCUGUGUUGUCUGACUCUAGAUUUAAAUCAAUUAUAACAGUUACUGUAUGUCCUCGAACUGGUUAAUUUUUCUGAUUCA
Molecule: messenger RNA, 1372 nt
Organism: Mustela lutreola (European mink)
Lineage: Eukaryota; Metazoa; Chordata; Mammalia; Carnivora; Mustelidae
Gene: AADACL2
Product: arylacetamide deacetylase like 2
Exons: 5
Coding region: 1-1206 (401 amino acids)
Cellular component (GO): membrane
Molecular function (GO): carboxylic ester hydrolase activity
Source: RefSeq, a predicted model, not a curated record